AACAUUAUUGCUUAUCUGAUUGCCAUUCAACCAAGUCCUCGACAUUGCACAUCAUGUCAUAUAUUCUGCUGUCGUUUGUCUUUAUGGGAAUGGCUGCUGUUGUUGCUGUCUUGAUAGACUACUUUGGGAAUAGAAAGUCCUUUCCUUGGUAUGUCUUGGCUGCCUGCUUCAUCUCGUACUUCUUUCCAUUCACAAUCAUCCUGAUGUUGCCUCUGGAUCUGGCUUCGACUAGAUAUAGAGACUGUUCAUCCAACCCUCUCAUUACAACACCAUGCGACCUGCCACUAGCAUAUGUUUCUGAAGAAUUCCUUUACAGAUUCUGGGAAGUCGUUUAUUGGAUUACCUUUAAUAUUCAGAUGUUUGUUGUUCCUAUCAUGCAAGGCUAUGUCAGAUCUGGCGAGCUGUCGUUUGGCCGUCGUUUGUGGUCUGGCAUCAAGGACAAUCUUAUCUUUUAUUGCAUCUGUGGUUCUAUUGGUUCUAUAUUUGUACUUUAUGCUCUGUUUGCACUCCAUAUCUCUGCGGAAUAUCUUCUUACGCUUGCAAUCCCCGCAACCAACGCUUAUGGUCUACUUCUUCUUACAAUCCUAAUGGGAUAUGGUCUUGUAGAAGUACCUCGUGGUCUGUGGUAUAAUGCCAACGUGUCUUGGGUAUUACGCUAUCUAGAAGUACAAGCCCCUAAAUUAAAAGAAGCCUGUGUGGAUUCUGAAACAGACAUAUAUGAUAUUGCUCGGUUGGUUGGUCAUGCAUCCCGAAAGAUUGAAACGGGUGAUGCGCUGCGACCUCUUGUAGACCAAAUGAUGGAAAAGUGCCCUCUUGCUCUUCAGCAACGCAGCGCUGCCGAGGAAGAAGACGACCUUCCAAAUUCAUUUACUCGUGAUAAGCUCAUUGAUCUUCAUGCUCGUAUUAAAUAUGCUGCAUUUUUAAGUGAGCGAGACCAGGCCCUACUGAAAUACCUUGAGCAGAAUGCGUUUUUGUGUCAGGACAUUAUUGCCAACUACGGAAACAGCAGCCGGCCAAUCGCCAUGCGAUCACUCAGUGUGAUGUGUGUGAUUGCAUCCCUGUUAGUCAUUUGGUCUGAAUCUACUUUUCAGUUCACUUCAGUUACUCUCUCAAUUCCUGCUCUCAUUGUCGAACCAGGAAACAUCAGCUAUGGAUCUUUAGAAAUUUUGGCCAUUGGGUUUGUAUGCUACAUGUGUACCUGUACAUACUCUACUUUGCUUACCAUCAACAUAUUUGAAUAUUACAAAAUGGUUCCUGAACAUCACACAAACGAAGUGUCACUGUUGUUUGUUGGAGCAUAUCUCUGCAAACUUACAUUUCCAUUAUGCUACAACUUUUUGAAUAUGGGAGGGUUAGCUGAGGGCGUUUCCCGCAAAAACUCUACAAUGGUAGAUUAUUCUUCAUCUCCUGUGUUUAUUCAGUAUUUUGGUCCUGCAGUUAAUCUUACGCCGCUGUUUGGAGCUGGAUAUAACGACUGGGUAGCUCAUCUUGUUUUAAUCACAUGUGUAGUUAUUAGUUUGAAUCUUCAUGGUCGCAUCUUGCGUUUCUUCCGUAUGGAAAAUUACUUUUACGAAACAAUCAAGCCCAAUAAUACGGAUGUGGAAGAGGGCCAGAGCAUUAUAUCCCAAGCACGGACUCUGGCAGAGAGAAAGUUGCAACGUGGUGGUACAACAGAUACUUCUAGAUUCUCUAGAUCAGAGCCACGUGCACGUAACGCUCGCGAGCUACUGGAUCGAUACAAGAAUUCUGCGGCCAAUUCUAAUACAACUCCAAAUCGAUCUGACACCCAUGCAACGCUUUCAGGCUCGAGUAGAGCAUCUGACAAUGGUGGUGCUGCAGUUUCUAUUUCUGACACAGCCCAACAUAACACAUCCAAAAAAUCAAACAACCUACUGCAAGGGUUUGCUGGAGUGUCUGCCUUUUUCACACCAAAAAAUGGAUCGGCAUCAACAUCAAUUGGCGAUGGAUCUAGAUCUGCAUAUCAAAAACUAGAUCAGCAGCAAGAUGAAGAGUCUGCAAGUGUGUCUAAUUCUGGUGGCCGAUCAGCACGCAAGUUUGGUGUGACCAACAACUUAUUUGCAUCUUCUCAAAGAAAUGGUGGAAAGAGUGAAACCGGAAAGUCGACGCAGGGAACAAAAUCGUCAACUGUAAAGCGAGGAGGGUUGUUUGAUGAUGUGUAAAAAGUGCAACUGCACACACUUUUGAGACUUUUAUCCAAUAAAGGCUAAACUUAUUU
Molecule: messenger RNA, 2236 nt
Organism: Batrachochytrium dendrobatidis JAM81
Lineage: Eukaryota; Fungi; Chytridiomycota; Chytridiomycetes; Rhizophydiales
Exons: 11
Coding region: 54-2180 (708 amino acids)
Cellular component (GO): membrane
Source: RefSeq, a predicted model, not a curated record